Messenger RNA from Drosophila ficusphila, 2475 nucleotides. Its product is annotated as DM7 family protein GG19680. The coding region runs from base 201 to 2411 and encodes 736 amino acids. The record is from RefSeq and is a predicted model, not a curated record. The transcript is spliced from 2 exons. NCBI's taxonomy places the organism in Eukaryota, Metazoa, Arthropoda, Insecta, Diptera, Drosophilidae.
CAUUUGGAUUGAAAACGUCGACGAAGACGCAGUGUUCAGGCAGAUUUUCACAUUUAUAAACUCUUUAGCUUUAACUUUAACUUUAAAAGCAGAAAAACUUGCUUCAAAAUUCCGUUUACUGAACUUUGUUCCGCAACAUCGGCUGUGAUAACUUUCGUUUUUCCAAUCGCUUUUCCAGACAGGCUUUCAUAGAAAUAGAAAUGAAGAAACGCGGAAACAGGGCUAAGAAAGGCCGCCGUUGUGGGGGACAGGAUGUGGCGGCGAAUGCGGUGAGGCGGCCCAAGUACUUGCCGAACCUGCGCUGCCUGAUCAUGCCGAUGGUGUUCUACGAGUCGAAGGAACGGGUCGCAGCAGCCCGGCUCUUCCUCGAGAUCCACACGCACGAUGCGGAUGCGGCGGCCCUGUUCGAGGGGGUCACAGCGCCCCGCUUCCAGGUGCCGCGCUCGCUCUUCCCGCACCGCGCUCCCGUGGACAAGAUCGUCUUCUUGCCGCCGCCCAUGCUGCCGGCUGGCUUCGAGGCCGGCGGGGUCUUUGGUCCGGGCGUGAUUCCACGACGCUUCUAUCCGACCGGACUGAUGCCGCCCGGUCACAAGGGACAGACGCCGCCGCUCUUCGUUGGACUGCGCCGCCAGGAGGUGUACAUUCCGCCUGUGCUCAAGAGGCUCCUGUUUCCCGAGGCUCAGUCGGACUCCCCACCAGCUGCCGACAGCUCGAGGCCACCGUCUCCGCCGCAGUGGCCAGUGGAGAAGGCGGCUCCGCCGAGGCGCCGGGUUUCGCACAGUUGCGUCCACGAGCUGGUCAACCUGGAGCUGAAGCUCCGUCGCGAGGAGUUCCCCACGUCGAAUCUUAUCGCACCGCCGCAAAAGCCGCCGCAACAGCAGCAAUCGAAGCAUCCGCGGCGCCACACUGUCGUGCAGCUCAACAUAUACACGCCGGAUCUGAGCAACGUGCUCAUCAUUCCCGGCAAGGGCGAUUUCACGGUGGCCGUUCUCUCCACGGUCAACCAUCCGCAUGUGCCCGCCGUGGCACUGGCCGCCAUGGGCGACGAACCGUGUCCGGUGUUCGAGCUCUCGCCGCAGAUCUUCCCCACGGAACCGUCCAAGCAGCCCGUUUUCCUGCCCAAGCGCUAUCUGCCGAAGGGAUUCGAGGCCUGCUGCGUCUUUCGACCGGGCACUCUGCCGGAUGCCUGGUUCUACGGAUCGCUGCGCAGCGACGACUCUCCGCUGCCGCAGCUCAGCACUGGGAUCAAUCCGCCGGUGGCCGUGGCCAAGUUCACCAGGGGAGGGGUGACCACCAAGCUGUUCAAGGAGCUGCACUUGGUCAACGAGAAGCCACGCAGCGAUGAUGGUACACCCGAGGUCGAUAUCAAGUCCAUGGAGUUCGGUCAGUUGCAGUCCGUGGUCCGUGGCCCCAAAGGGCUGAUCCUCCUGAUCACCGAUGGUCCGGAGACGCCGAGGGGUGCCCAGAGUCUGCAGGAGGACACGGAUCCCGACGAAAUGGGAUGCUUUUUGAAGAUCAAGCGCGGUGCGAGAGAUUUUGUGGUCGAAAAACCCUCAGAUGAUGAUGAAACUACAGAUGAGGAAAGCGAUCAGUCCCAAGAAAGGGUGAAGAGAGCUAAAAUAGAAACGGAAGAAACGGAACAGGAAACCGAAACAGAAGGCGAAUCGGUAACCGAAACGGAAACCGAAUCAGAAGAAGAAACUGAAACAGAAAUUGAUUCAGAAACUGAAAAAAUAACUAAAAAAGAGACUGAAGAAGAAACUGAAGAAGACACUGAAGAAUACACUAAAGAAGACACUGAAGAAGACACUGAAGAAGAAACUGAAGAAAACCCUGAUUUAGACACUGAAGAAGAAACUGAAGAAGACACUGAAGAAGAAACUGAAGAAAACCCUGAACUAGACACUGAAGAAGAAACUGUAGGAACUAAACAAGAAUUAGUAUUAGAAACGGAAACCGAAACAGAAGCUGAAACAGAAGCUGAAACUGAAACAGAAAAUGAAUCUGAAACGGAAACUGAAACCGAACCGGAAAUCCAAAUGGCAACAAAAGCGGAACCCGAUAGCGAAACCGAAACCGAAACUGAUGAGGAACCGGAAACCAAAAAGCAGGAGGCCAAGAAGAAGUACCUCAAGUACUUCCACGUAGAUAGCAACUUUGAUCAGAUCGCCGAGGCCGUGGCCAACAUGGGCAAGGUGGAGAUGGAGCUGAUGGUCAAGGAGGACUCCCUGCCCGGGAUAAAUCUCGAUCGCGCCCUGGACCAGAUGCGCAUGCUCUUCGAGGACCGCAUGGCGAUCCGUGCGCAGAGCGCCAGAACCAUGGUGGAUCACGCCCAGAGGAUCGAGGAAGGUCGUCGCCAGGCUCUGCGCAAGGAGAGGAAGCCCUGCGGCCAGUGCGGCAAGGUCCACUAGAAGGAUGAGAAGCUAUCGAUUGCAGUAUUACAUAUGUAAUUUAAUAUACUUUCUUUUGCAAUGA